Triticum turgidum subsp. durum (durum wheat) is the source of this 1830-nucleotide messenger RNA. The record is from the annotation of a GenBank genome assembly. NCBI's taxonomy places the organism in Eukaryota, Viridiplantae, Streptophyta, Magnoliopsida, Poales, Poaceae.
AUGGACCUGUCACGUUCUGCCGUCCUCGUCCUCGUCGUCGCCGUCUUCCGGCUGUGCGCGUCGGCCAAGGACCAGCUUGCCGUGGGGGAGAAGCUCCUGGCCGGGCAGUCCCUCGUGUCCGACGGUGGCGCCUUCGCUCUCGGCUACUUCUCCCCAGACGACGCAGCCGGUCCGGCGAGACGGUAUCUCGGGAUAUGGUACAACGGCAUUCCCGGGCCUCGCACCGUCAUCUGGGUGGCCAACCGGGACGCCCCGGCGGCCGGCGCCCCGACGCUCGCGCUGGCCAGCGACUCCCGCCUCGUCCUGUCCGACGCCGACGGCCUCGUGCUCUGGAACACGACCGGCGUGGGCAGCUCGUCCUCGCAGACGGCGCCAGCCGAGCUCGGGAACGACGGCAACCUGCUCAUCCAGCUCUUGGACGGCACGGUUGUGUGGCAGAGCUUCGAUCACCCGACGGACACGUUCGUGCCGGGGAUGAAGAUGCGGCUGAGCUACCGGACGGGCAAGGGCGACCGCAUCGUGUCCUGGAGAUCCCCCGGCGACCCGGCACCGGGGCGCUUUUCCUACGGCCUGGACCCCAGCACGUCACAGCAGCUGCUCAUGUGGAACGGGACGCGCCCCUACUGGCGAACUCCCAUCUGGAGGAGUUACGCCGUGAUCAGCAUGUACGUCAGCGCCGGCACAGUAAUCUACACGGCGAUCGUCCGCACGGACGAGGAGAUCUCCAUGGUCAUCACCGUCUCCGACGGCGCGGCGCCGACGCGGUGUGUGGUGACAAGCUCCGGCAGGUUCCAACUCCUCAGCUGGAACGGCACCGUGUCGGCGUGGGCCACGCUCCAGUCGUGGCCGUCGAGCGGGUGCAGCACAUACAGUGGCUGCGGCGCGUACGGGUACUGCGACGUCACGGCGGCGUGCAGGUGCCUGGACGGCUUCGAGCCGGCGAGCGCGGCGGAGUGGAGCGCCGGCAGGUUCGAGCAGGGGUGCCGGCGAAAGCAGGCGCUGCCGCCAUGCGGCGGCAUCGGGAUAGGUUUCGUGGCGAUGCCGGGCAUGAAGGUGCCGGACAAGUUCUCGAUCGACUCCACCAACCGGAGCGCGGGGGAGUGCGCGGCCAGGUGCGCCGCAACCUGCUCGUGUGUGGCGUACGCGUACGCCAACGUGCAGAGCAGCAGCACAGAUGGCCAACUGAUCAAGUGCGUGGUGUGGGCGGAGGAGCUCGUCGACGCACAGAUGAUGGACGCGCGGUGGGGCGGCGAGACGCUCUACCUCCGCGUGCCCGUUGCUGCUGCCUCCACAGUGCCGGUGUUAGCCCUGCCCAACACAGGUAGAAACUCCAGCAGAAGGGGGGUGAAGACAGCCCUGCCGGUGUUAUCAUCCGUCCUGCUGCUCACAUGCAUUUUGUUUGUAUGGUUCUGGAGAUUCAGAGCCAAGGGAAGAAAAGCCGAGAGCCAAUAUGAGAACACGAACACGUCGAGCAAAAUCAGAGCAGAUCACAACGGAGACCUUGAGUUCCCGUCCAUACGGUUCGCCGACAUUGUCGCCGCCACGGACAACUUCUCCAAAACACUCAUGGUCGGACGCGGAGGGUUCGGCAUGGUCUACAAGGGAACAUUAGAUGGCGGUCAGGUCGUCGCGGUGAAGAGGCUGAGCAAGGACUCGGAUCAGGGAGCAGAGGAGUUCAAGAAUGAGGCCAUUCUAAUCGCCAAGCUGCAGCACCGGAACCUGGUGCGCCUCCUCGGCUGCUGCACUGAGGGGGCGGAGAAGCUGCUCAUCUACGAGUACCUCCCUAACAAGGGCCUCAAUGCCAUCCUCUUUGGUACAUAUAAUGUUUAG